AUGGAAAUGUUGCUGAGUGGAAACCUGAGGAGAGGAGUGGGGCUCUGCCUUCUGCUGUUGGCUCUCAUACACGAGGCCACAGGCCAGAGAAGGAAGACAGGACGCAGGAACAACUACAGGCUGCAUGACGAUGGAGGAAAUGGUCUGACAUGUUCACUGGAGGUGGCUUUCAUCCUGGACAGCUCGGAGAGUGCAAAAAUAUUCCUGUUUGAGAAGCAGAAGGCCUUCGUGUUGAGCUUCAGCACCCGCCUCUCUAUACUGCAGGUACCCGGCUGGACGCUGAAGAUGCGAAUGGCUGCCCUUCAGUACAGCAGCUCCGUGUCCAUAGAGCACCGAUUCUCAGCCUGGAAAGACCUGGAUUCAUUUCACAGUCGAGUCAGCACCAUGAACUACAUCGGCCACGGCACGUACACCACCUACGCCAUCACCAACGCCUCGCAGCUGCUGGUGCAGGAGACUCCGACGGACAGCGUCAGGGUUGCGGUGCUGAUGACCGACGGGGUCGACCAUCCCCGCAGCCCGGAUGUGAUCGCAGCUGCAGCGGAGGCCAAAGGUCACGGCAUAAAGUUCUUCGCUGUAGGUUUAUCAGACAUCGGUCAGCAGAGUCAGAACAACGCCAAGCUCCGGGCCAUCGCCAGCACACCUGCUCAGCAGUUUGUCCAAACUCUUCUUAAUCCUCAGCUGGAGGAGAAGCUGCUCAAAGAGAUGCUUGCGGUUGCAUUUGAGGGGUGUCCGAAGGCUCAAUCGUGUAUGUGUGAAAGAGGAGAAAGGGGCCCUCAAGGAAGUCCAGGUAGAAAAGGGGACCAAGGCUUCGGAGGGACACCUGGUCUAAAAGGAGCAAGGGGGGAUUCUGGCUCAAAUGGUCGACCUGGAAGUGAUGGUCCAGAGGGUCGUCCAGGUUAUAAGGGAAACAAGGGGGAGAGAGGAGACUGUGGCACUCCGGGGGAAAAGGGUGACACUGGAGCUGAGGGACCUCCAGGCCAGCGAGGAACGAAAGGAGAACAGGGGGGGAUAGGACUACCAGGAGACAUGGGACCUGAGGGUCCAGCAGGAAUGAAAGGAGACAGAGGACCCAACGGUGCUUCUGGACCGCCGGGGGACAUUGGUAUCGGAUUCCCAGGAGCCAAGGGUGAAAAAGGCCUUCAGGGAAGACCAGGUCCCACAGGUCCUGUUGGGAUCGGAGAACCAGGACUACCAGGUCCCCCAGGACCACUCGGAUCACAAGGAAACCUCGGACCACCUGGAGAGGGGCUUCCAGGGCCGAAGGGUGAUCGAGGGUACGAGGGUCCGAGAGGCAAUCGUGGACUUGCUGGCGUCGGGGUCAAAGGUGACAAGGGAGGCCACGGGCCGCCUGGGUUGCUCGGUCCAGUUGGUGCUGCUGGUGUAGGACAUCAAGGAGAAAAGGGGGAUCAAGGUCCAGUUGGACCUGCAGGCGUCAGAGGAGCUCCAGGUGUUGGAAUAACAGGACCAAAGGGGAAUCAGGGCCUCACAGGUGAGCCUGGACUGACAGGUGAGAGAGGUGUUGGAGAGCCAGGACCUAAAGGUGACCUGGGGUCCGAGGGGUUACCAGGUAUCCCAGGUGAGACAGGAGAGGACGGAGUCCCGGGACAAAAGGGUGACGUUGGGUUACCGGGGCCCAGGGGACCCGACGGUGCUCCGGGUAAAGGCACACCUGGAGGGAAGGGAGACAGAGGGGACAGGGGGACCAGAGGACAGCCGGGUGCCGUCGGUCCUGUGGGGCCGAUGGGGUCAAAGGGGGAUCCAGGAAAUAUAGGGCCACCAGGUGCAACUGGACCACCAGGGAGGGGUAUAGCUGGUGCUAAGGGAGAACUGGGCCAACGGGGUCCAGCUGGAGCCGUGGGAGAGCCGGGGACGGGUUUUCCUGGACCCAAGGGCGACAGAGGGUCUGCAGGGUCGGCUGGGACACCUGGCCUUAAAGGUGACGGUUUCCCCGGCCUUACAGGACUGCCGGGGCCUCCUGGUCUGCUAGGAGAGACUGGAUCAGAAGGCGUCGGUUUACCUGGAGCAAAGGGAGACAGAGGCUUGCCUGGACCGGCUGGACCUGCUGGGCCAGCAGGAAUUGGCAUUAUUGGUACUAAGGGUUCAGUUGGCCUAAGGGGACCACCUGGUGGACAGGGGUUACCUGGAGAGGGCAUCCAAGGACAAAAGGGCGAGUCUGGAUUUCAGGGGAUCCCCGGCCCCAGAGGUCCUCCUGGACAAGGUCUGCAGGGGGACAAGGGGGAUCGAGGGUUCAGAGGUGAUAAAGGCAAAAGAGGAGACAGAGGAGAAGCUGGAGACGCCGGAGCCAUCGGAACUUUGGGUCGAGUGGGACAAAAGGGAGAGCCUGGACUUACAAGGGAAGAAAUCAUCAAAAUAGUGAGAUCCAUAUGCAGUUGUGGAGUGACGUGCCGCCAAACCCCAUUGGAGCUGGUUUUUGUGAUCGACAGCUCUGAGAGCGUCGGCCCGGACAACUUCAACGUGAUCAAAGACUUUGUAAACGCCCUGAUCGACCGAGCCUCGGUCAGCCGGGACACCACGCGGGUGGGUGUUGUCCUCUACAGCCACAUCAACCUGGUGUUGGUCAGCCUCAGACAGGAAGCCAGUCGUGAUGAGAUCAAAUCUGUGGUGCGCUCCAUGACCUACCUGGGCGAGGGCACGUUCACAGGCAGUGCCAUCCAACAGGCCAACCAGGUGUUCAAGGCGGCGCGGGCAGGUGUGAGGAAGGUGGCCAUCAUCAUCACUGACGGGCAGGCCGAUAAAAGAGACGCAGUCAGUCUGGAGAGCGCCGUGUCAGAAGCUCAAGGGAGCAACAUCGAGAUGUUUGUGAUCGGGGUUGUGAAUGAGAGCGAUCCUCUGUACGAGGAGUUCAAGAAGGAGCUGAACCUCAUGGCCUCUGACCCCGACAGCGACCACCUGUACCUGAUCGACGAAUUCAAAGCACUUCCUGCUCUGGAGAGAAAACUGCUGAGUCGUAUCUGUGAGGACGGAGAAGGACGUUUGUUCAGCUCUAUCCCGAGCUCCAGACUGCCUCCAGGAAUCCCCGAGGUCUCCAGCAACGCUCGAGAACCUCCGUACAGGACCGAUACCGACACCCCGACCUUCACAGGAGACAUCAGGAGAGUUCAGAAAAUGCCCGGCCCUCCAUCGUCACAACCCGACGGAGAACCCUUCCCUCCACAGAGACCCCAGACGGACGACAGAAGCGCCUCAGAGACUCAGAGAUUUCCAUACUUCGACAGGGAACCCUUCAGACCCGUCACAGAGUUCCACCGACAGUUUGGCAUGAAGGACCCCAACAACAAUAUGGUGAUGACGGGAGCCAUCGGGCCGGCGGGUCCUACUCUGAGGGCCCCGCCUGAGGAGACGACACAGCUGCCGACGCCUACGACUCCUCCGCUGCUGCCUCCUGACACCUAUGAAUCAGCGGAGCCCUGCAGCCACAUGCUGGAUCCAGGACCGUGCCGGGACUACGUGGUGAAGUGGUACUACGACAGCAUAGCUAAUUCCUGCGCUCAGUUCUGGUUCGGCGGCUGUCUAGGAAACACCAACCAGUUUCAGACUGAGAAGAGCUGCAGAGAAACCUGCGUCAAGGUCUAACAUGGACCUGCAGUCACGAAUAAAACAUUUCGCUGUGACUUUGCCAUGAGGUUCACUUCAACUUCAGCGCCUUAGUAUUUUACUUGUAGCUACUUCUACACGGAUAGGGAUAAUAAACAGAGGCAUCAUUAUACCAAAACUGGCCUAAAAUGGAGUAAAAGUUUUAAAAUCAUUCACUAGUCUAUUAAGUACUAUUAAAUGUGUUUUUGUUUAUUUUGUUGGCCAGAGGGAUUUGUGUAUUAAUUGUGUAAACCAAAGCUAAGCUAAUGCAGAGAUUGUUAUGCCUGAUGUUACUUACACACACUGUGGAACAGUUCUGUUAAAAAAUAAAACAAAACUUUGUAACCACUAACCUUUCUAUUCAGAACAAGUAACCCUUUUGUAUGAAGUAAUGAUGUAUUUUUUUUUUUUUUACUUAAUGUCUGUUUACUUAAAGUUUAUGUUUUUUAAAUGUCAUUAAAGGAAAAACCAAAGCAAAUAAACUGAUAAUUUCAUGCACUGGA
Molecule: messenger RNA, 4100 nt
Organism: Sebastes umbrosus (honeycomb rockfish)
Lineage: Eukaryota; Metazoa; Chordata; Actinopteri; Perciformes; Sebastidae
Product: collagen alpha-1(XXVIII) chain-like
Exons: 34
Coding region: 1-3597 (1198 amino acids)
Molecular function (GO): serine-type endopeptidase inhibitor activity
Source: RefSeq, a predicted model, not a curated record